AUGAAAUUCGCCAAAGAAUUGGAACAGGAGCUAGUUCCAGAAUGGCGUGCCAAGUACCUGGAUUAUAAGGCAGGGAAAAAGAAACUCAAGGCCAUCACGCGGGCCAUCCAGAAAUCCAAUCGAAAUCCGAGCUAUCCGUCCCUUCGCCGUGCCACCAUCGGUCACGAUGAUCCGUCGUUCGCUUCACCCUCCGGCCCCGAUCGCGCUGCCUCCGAUCGAAGAACCGAUGCCACCGACUCGAUCCAUAACCCUUCGACUCCAGCCCGAAGUGGCGCGCUCCCUACCCCCCGUCCUCGAAACGAGCGCCAACCGCUGCGAAACCCGGGCUCCCGCUUCUCUGCGGCCGUGGGAAGCUAUGGAAGUAUAAUUGCGACGCCACCACACCACCCUGGCUCGUCCGAUGUGGCGUCUCUCGAGCUGCCGGACCCGGCGCUCGACCCCAAAGAACACGAGUUCAUGUCCGAGGGUGAGGACCGCCACCUGCACGCCCUCCGGUCGCCGUCCCCCGUUAUGUCCCGGCAUGCCAGCACGCGGACGGUGCCCACGGAAGCCUCCAACGCCAGCCCCUUGGCGAGGCAGUCCACCGCCGGAAAGGGCCGCAGGAGAAACACGGUAUCGAGUCCGUCGGCCAAGAGGACAUCCCAGCUGCUCAAGCGUGUCUUCUCGCAACCCGAUGCGGACUCGCCGGAGAAGCGGGCCCAGGAAACCCAGCAGCAGUCGGAGAUUGAACGCCGACAGGACGAAUUCUUUGCCUUUCUGGACGAUGAGUUCGACAAGAUCGAGUCUUUCUAUCAGAUGAAAGAGAAGGAGGCCACCCAGCGGCUGCACGUCCUCCGCGAGCAGCUCCAUGUCAUGCGGGACCAGCGCAUCCAGGAGGUCCUGGGCACGAAGUCAUCCCGGGCACCGGACGGCGACACGGGUCCGUCCAACGGAUUCGCUGGCCUUAACGGCUCUCGAUUAAAGGACGCGUUCACCGGGCGUCGGAUCGGGAAGAACUCCAAGGCGUUGGCGGAGAUGGCGACCCCCGGGCUGCAAGCGCAAGAUCAAAACGUCGCCCAAGGCCGCAGGGACUUCAGUCGCCGGCCAGAUGACCAGUCGAACCUGGAGGUUCCGUAUCGCGUUGCGAAGAGGAAGUUGAAGUAUGCGCUGCAGGAAUUUUACCGCGGCAUCGAGCUGCUGAAGGCAUAUGCCUACCUGAAUAGAACCGCUUUCCGCAAGAUCAACAAGAAGUACGACAAGGUUGCCCACGCCCGUCCGACGAUGCGGUAUAUGUCGGAGAAGGUCAACAAGGCGUGGUUUGUGCAGAGCGAGGUGAUUGAGAAUCUGAUGUCAGCAACCGAAGAUUUAUAUGCGCGGUACUUUGAACGCGGCAACCGUAAGCUGGCCGCGUCAAAGCUUCGUCAUACGGUCUCGAAAUCCGGGGACUAUUCGCCGAAUACCUUCUGCUCCGGCAUUUUGCUGAUGGCGGGCAUUCUGUUCGCCAUUCAGUCCUUGGUGUAUGCUGCUCAGCAUCUCCAUCAUUCCGACCCUGACGUGCAGGUGCAUACUAGCUAUCUGAUGCAGAUAUAUGGCGGCUAUUUCCUGGUCGUUUUCCACUUUUUACUCUUUUGUGUAGAUUGCUUCGUCUGGACAAAGACCAAGAUCAAUUAUGUUUUCGUUUUUGAAUAUGACACUAGACACGCCUUGGAUUGGCGUCAAUUAUCGGAGUUACCUUGCUUUUUCAUGUUUAUACUGGGAUUGUUUAUGUGGUUAAACUUUCUGUCGGUCAACGCCAUGUAUGUGUACUGGCCCGUCGUGCUGGUAGCUGUGACGGUGAUCGUGCUUUUUCUGCCCGCCCGCGUAUUGUAUCAUCGAAGUCGAAAGUGGUGGGCAUAUUCUAAUUGGCGUCUCGCCCUCGCGGGGUUCUAUCCUGUCGAGUUCCGAGACUUCUUCCUCGGAGACAUGUACUGCUCUCAAACAUAUGCCAUGGGCAACAUUUCGCUCUUUUUCUGUCUAUACGCCAAACAUUGGACGAAUGCCUCGCAGUGCAAUUCUUCCCAUUCUAGACUAUUAGGGUUCUUCACCACCAUUCCAUCCAUAUUGCGAGCUCUGCAAUGCAUCCGUCGUUAUGCGGAUACGAAAAACGUCUUCCCGCACCUGCUGAAUUUCGGCAAAUACAUGUUCGGCGUGCUCUACUACGCUACUCUGAGCAUGUACCGCAUUGACAAAAUCACUCGGUUUGAGGCUCCAUUCAUCACAUUCGCCCUGUUGAACGCGGUGUACACCUCCGUGUGGGAUCUCGCCAUGGACUGGAGUCUGGGCAACCCGUACGCCAAGCACCCACUUCUCCGCGACGCUCUGGCGUUCCGGAAAGCGUGGGUGUACUACGCCGCCAUGGCGAUCGAUGUGAUUGUGCGGUUCAAUUGGAUCUUCUACGCUAUCUUCGCCGGGGACAUACAGCACUCGGCGGUCCUGAGCUUCGCCGUUUCCUUCUCCGAAAUCUGCCGACGAGGUGUCUGGACCAUUUUCCGUGUGGAGAACGAACAUUGCACCAACGUUCUGCUCUUCCGAGCCUCGAGGGACGUGCCCCUGCCCUACGAGCUAGCCUCUCCGCAGGCCGAAGCCGACCAAACCGCGGAUAUGCCACUGCAUGAAACGGACACCUCCACGGCCCAGUCUGCCCCCGCGGAUGUCGAGCACGGCACUCCAUCGACGCCCGGGGCCUCGAUGCGCGCGCGUGGCAUUUCGCGCGUCGGAACCAUCCUGGCGUCGGCGCACGCCCAGGACUUCGAGCGCAGAAAGCGUCCAGAUCAGUUGGCUGUUGCGAGCGUGCCGCGCGGGGCCGGGGAGAUCGGAGAUGACUCUAGUGACGACGAUGACUAUCCUGCGGACUCGAGGCCUUAUACACACGCGAAUGAUGUGAUAGAUGAGGAGGGGCCGUCGCGCGGGUCCCCCAGAACAUCUUCAGAGAGAGGUUAG
Molecule: messenger RNA, 2958 nt
Organism: Aspergillus melleus
Lineage: Eukaryota; Fungi; Ascomycota; Eurotiomycetes; Eurotiales; Aspergillaceae
Gene: SYG1
Product: SPX and EXS domain-containing protein
Exons: 7
Coding region: 1-2958 (985 amino acids)
Biological process (GO): phosphate ion transport; cellular response to phosphate starvation
Cellular component (GO): cytoplasm; plasma membrane; Golgi apparatus
Molecular function (GO): inositol hexakisphosphate binding
Source: RefSeq, a predicted model, not a curated record